AUGGUUGUUGAUGUAGGACUCAGAGACGUGAUGGGUCUUUUCCUAUCCCCCAAGGCCUUCAAGUACCAUAAUCCUUUUGCAAUGGCAAUUGUUCCAUGCCUCCUGAAUGAUAGAAAUUUCGACUGCAUAGUCACAGCUUUGGUUGAAAAGGAGUGGAGGGACUUUCCUCUUGAAAGGCAGUGGGAUCUCCUAAAGGGCUUUAUACUGUCCUGCCACCCUAUAUGGGAAAUAGGAAAUGGCGCCGGUGAGGCUGAGCAAUGGAAUUGGAUAGCAACAUUUAGAUCCAGAAUCUGUGGUUUCCCUUCCAGGUUAGAAGGCAAGGUCGCGAUCAUCACUGGCGGCGCGAGCGGGAUAGGUGCGAGCGCAGCGAGCCUCUUCCACCAGCACGGCGCGUGGGUUGUAAUCGCCGACAUCCAGGACGAGCCGGGCCAGGCCCUGGCCGCGAAGCUGGGCCAGCGGGCAUCCUAUGCCCGCUGCGACGUUUCCAUCGAGGCAGACGUGCGCGACCUCGUGGACGCCACCGUGGCCGAGCAUGGCCGGCUCGACCUCAUGUACAACAAUGCGGGGGUCCUCGACCGCCCCCUCGGGAGCGUCCUCGACUGCCCCCUCGGGAGCAUCCUCGACACGUCCCUCGCCGACCUCGACCGCGUCAUCCGCGUCAACCUCUAUGGGGCUUUCCAUGGGGCGAAGCACGCGGCGCGGGUCAUGGUGCCGCAGCGCCAGGGCUGCAUCCUGUUCACUGGGAGCAACUGCACGGCGAUUGCGGGGGUGGCGACGCACACGUACGCCGCGUCGAAGCAAGCAGUGGUGGGGCUGGCCCGGGGGCUGGCGGCAGAGCUUGGGGAGCACGGGAUAAGGGUGAACUGCGUGUCGCCGCACGCGGUAUCAAGGACCGGGAUGUCAGGGCUGGGGAAGCUGAGCGAGGACGAGCUGGCGAGGUGGGACGACGGGACGAGGGUGAUAGGCAACCUGAAGGGGCGGGUGCUGGCGCCGGAGAGCGUGGCGAGGGCGGCGCUGUACCUGGCCAGCGACGAGGCGGACUACGUGAGCGGGCUCAACAUGGUGGUGGAUGGCGGCUACAGCGUGGUCAACCCCUCUAUGAUGAUGGCUCUCGCUGCGAGCCGUUCGUAUGGGAAGGUUGGUUUGAACGUGUGAGUUGCGCACGUGCGGUCGCCGGGGAAAGAGAAUGUGGCCGUCGGUUGUGGGCUGAAUAAGGAGGGAUCUUGCCAUAGUGCGCCCUUGGAUUUGUGUUUGUCUGUCAUCUUUCUAUUAUGUAUGCAUUCUUGAAACCCUAGCUACCAUUAGCUUCCCUUCCUCAAAUUUCGCCACA
Molecule: messenger RNA, 1330 nt
Organism: Eucalyptus grandis
Lineage: Eukaryota; Viridiplantae; Streptophyta; Magnoliopsida; Myrtales; Myrtaceae
Product: tropinone reductase-like 1
Exons: 2
Coding region: 1-1155 (384 amino acids)
Molecular function (GO): oxidoreductase activity
Source: RefSeq, a predicted model, not a curated record